Messenger RNA from Mus musculus (house mouse), 3068 nucleotides. RefSeq names its product serum/glucocorticoid regulated kinase 2 (gene Sgk2). The transcript is spliced from 13 exons. Gene Ontology annotation, biological process: intracellular signal transduction. NCBI's taxonomy places the organism in Eukaryota, Metazoa, Chordata, Mammalia, Rodentia, Muridae. The coding region runs from base 987 to 2003 and encodes 338 amino acids. Gene Ontology annotation, cellular component: nucleus; nucleoplasm; cytoplasm. The record is from RefSeq and is marked validated. Gene Ontology annotation, molecular function: protein kinase activity; potassium channel regulator activity; ATP binding.
ACUCCUGCUUGGGAAGGUUGCAGGGUGAGUCAGGAUUGGGUUUCAGGUCAGAAGGACGGUGCAGAGGAAGAGAACACAAUUCUCUAGGACCUGCACUGGAACCCGGGGUUUCCAGGUGAGCAGCUUCUCUGGGAGCAGGGCACCUGCCUUACUCUCAGCUUACAGCUACAUCUGAGUUAUUCCAACCUAGGCUAGAUUCUUUCCAAACUACGCACCUUCUUUUUCAUACCCUUCUCCUCCUUUUCCUCCCUAACUUCAUCUCCAUUUCUCCUUUUCUUCUACUCAAGUUUUCUUACUCCCUAACCCUUCUCCCCUUUCUGAAGUGAGAAUUUUGGUUUCUUUAAGACCACAGGAAUAUCAUAACAAUAUGUUUUCCAUUUUAAUCCUGGGUGUGGUAUGAGAUUGUCCACAGCAGCUGACUGUGAUUUGCCUCAUGCUCUAGCAAGGCAUGGUUUUACCAGAUGCAGGGAGGUUUGUUUUGUUUUGUGAUUGUGUGAUGUUUGGAACUCUAGGGACUUUUCAUAGGGUGUAUAAAUUAUAAAUGCUAGAGCCUCAGAGGCUGUGUGUGUUGUUGGUUGGUUGCUGUUGCUUGCUGCAUUUUAUCAAGGAGUUGCACACAAAGAAAAAACAACAAGGAGAAAUUAGAUAUCCUGACUGUGAAGAUCAAACUUGCCCCAAGGAACUCAAUGACCCUAAUCAGCAGGAAGUAGUCUAAGGGAGAAAUGGUGACCCCGGGGGAACAGAGGUCUCCCGUCCCAUCCUAAGAACUGCUAGAUCCCGUGUGACAUCACCAGUCCCCUCACUGCUGCCACUGCUAGAAGCUCUGAGCUCUGUGCUGGGGGCACCAGGCACUGACACUUGGCUCUUGUUGGGAGAACAGAGAGAGUCUCUCUUGUCCACAGCCUGUGCUCAGCUCCAACUGCUGCAUCUCCCAGAGGCUCUGCCCUGCCCCAGCUGCAUAGAGCCUACCUGAUCACAGCUCCAGAAUGGCCUCCAGCCCAGUUGGAGUUCCUAGCCCACAGCCCUCUAGGGCCAAUGGGAACAUCAACCUGGGGCCAUCAGCCAACCCAAAUGCCCGGCCCACAGACUUUGAUUUCCUCAAAGUCAUUGGCAAAGGGAACUACGGGAAGGUCCUACUGGCCAAGCGCAAGUCGGACGGAGCCUUCUACGCCGUGAAGGUGCUGCAGAAGAAAUCCAUUUUAAAGAACAAAGAGCAGAACCACAUCAUGGCAGAGCGCAACGUGCUGUUGAAGAACGUGCGGCAUCCUUUCCUCGUGGGCCUGCGCUACUCCUUCCAGACCCCAGAGAAACUCUACUUUGUGCUUGACUAUGUCAACGGGGGAGAGCUCUUCUUCCAUCUACAGCGGGAACGCAGGUUCCUGGAGCCCCGGGCCCGGUUCUACACUGCAGAGGUGGCGAGCGCCAUUGGUUACCUUCACUCUCUCAACAUCAUCUACAGAGACCUGAAGCCAGAAAACAUUCUCUUGGACUGCCAGUACUUGGCUCCAGAAGUGCUUCGUAAAGAGCCUUACGAUCGAGCAGUGGACUGGUGGUGCUUAGGGGCAGUCCUCUACGAGAUGCUACAUGGCCUGCCCCCCUUCUUCAACACUGACGUGGCCCAGAUGUAUGAGAAUAUUUUACAUCAGCCGCUACAGAUCCCUGGAGGCCGGACAGUGGCUGCCUGUGACCUCCUGCAAGGCCUUCUCCACAAGGACCAGAGGCAGCGGCUGGGCUCCAAGGAAGACUUUCUGGACAUAAAGAACCACAUGUUCUUCAGUCCCAUAAACUGGGAUGAUCUGUACCACAAGAGGCUGACUCCACCCUUCAACCCAAACGUGGAAGGACCUGCUGACUUGAAACACUUUGACCCAGAGUUCACCCAGGAAGCUGUGUCCAAGUCCAUUGGCUGCACCCCUGACACCGUGGCCAGCAGUUCUGGGGCUUCAAGUGCAUUCCUUGGAUUUUCCUAUGCACAGGAUGAUGAUGACAUUUUGGACUCUUGAGAGACGUGCGCUUGGAAAGCCACCAAGCCCAGCCGGUACCUGCUGGAACUAUCUUCUGCUGCACUAAGACACAAUGAGUCCCAAAGAAGUAAGACACAGUGGCUCGGAGAAGAGGGGAAACACAUUUUCCAUCAUGUGAAGGAACAGUUCAGGCUCCCCAGUAUCCAGCCGUCUGCAGUUCUGACUUGCCCUUCUUGAGAAAUGACUUCUGUGCUUGGUUUUUCAUUUUUGUUUUGUCUUGUUUGUUGUUGCUGAGGCAGUGACAAAAUAUGCAAGAAAAGUAAAGAACAUCUAUUUGGACUCACGAUUUUAGAAGGUAAAGCCCACAGUUGGCUCAUCUAUUGCUACGGUCUUCAGCCAAAGCUGAGUCAUCUCACUGGAAGGGGUGGCUUACCUUAUGACUACCAGGAGGCAGAAACAGAAGUCCGAGCUGGGAAUAAGAUACCUUCAAAUAAGAUAUCCCAAGUGGCCUACUCCCUUCCAGCCUGGGGUGGGGGAGGCCCCACCUCCGAUUUAUCACCUCUCCAUGCUAUAAAAUUACACAUCUAUGAACGGACUAUAUUGCUGAGGAAGCCUGAGCCCCUCCCUCAUUGGAUAGUGAUCCAAUCAUUUACUGAAGGCUCCAUCAGCUGGACACAGGAACCUUCAGAAAAGAGACUAGAACCGUGGUAGCUUUGGAUGUUGAGUUAUGAGAUCACAGAGUGGUUACUGGCCACUUUUGUGUGCUAAGCAAGAGAAAAGGAGGAACGGGACAGAGGUGGGCUGCCCAGAAACCGUCUGGUGGCUUCCUUUAGUGUGUCGUAAAUCUCCACCUCUCCUGGAAUGCAGCCUGGGCACAAGCUACCUCUCGUAGUAAAAGGGUUCAAAUGCUGAGAGAAAGGGGAGGAUGUAGGUGACCAGCACUCUGGGAGAGAGCCUCUUGGUAUCUGAAUUUAUAUUUCAGUGUAUACAUUGAUGAAAUGUAAUAAGCCUGUCAUGUGUUGUCUUUGGUUUGAGGUUGCUCUAUGUGGACGGUGUCUUUGUUUCAGGUAAUAUUAAAUGCACUGGAUAUUAUUUGUUACUGGG